Rasamsonia emersonii CBS 393.64 is the source of this 693-nucleotide messenger RNA. RefSeq lists its product as uncharacterized. Lineage: Eukaryota; Fungi; Ascomycota; Eurotiomycetes; Eurotiales; Trichocomaceae. Gene Ontology annotation, cellular component: nucleus. The record is from RefSeq and is a predicted model, not a curated record. The transcript has 2 exons. Bases 1 to 693 code for a protein of 230 amino acids. Gene Ontology annotation, molecular function: DNA binding.
AUGAAGAAAUCAAGUCAUCAACGCGCUCUCUGUGAGGAUCCAAAGAUCAUCAAUGAAUGGUUCCAGGUGGUUCAUAAUACCAUAGCAAAAUAUGGUAUUGCUGAACAAGAUAUCUACAACUUUGAUGAGACUAGCUUUAUGAUGGGCAUGAUAUCAACAGCAAAGGUUGUUACUGGAUCUGAAAUCAGGGGCCGACCUAGGCUCCUACAGCCAGGGAACCGCGAAUGGUAUCCUAUCCUACCAAAGGGCUGGGUAAUUGGAACCAGUGAUAAUGGCUGGACCAAUGAUGUGCUAGGAAUGCGCUGGCUGAAGGAGGUUUUUCAUGAGCAUACUAAAGCUCGUACAGCAGGCAAAUAUCGCCUGCUGAUUUUAGAUGACCAUCAUAGCCAUGCUACUGCUGAAUUUGAUCAAUUCUGCACUGAGAAUAUGAUCAUUCCUCUAUAUCUUCCACCCCAUUCAUCACAUCUAUUACAGCCGCUUGAUGUUGCUUGCUUUGGGCCAUUAAAAUGCGCAUAUGGGCAGGAAACGCAGACCCUGAUGCAGCUUGGCAUUAAUCAUAUUGAUAAAGAUGAUUUCAUCACCCUCUAUCAGCAAGCACGCCCACGGGCCCUGACUGCAUCUAAUAUAUGCAGUGGAUUUGCUGCAUCAGGCCUGGUUCCAUUUAAACCAGAGCAAGUGCUUGACCAGCAGUAA